UGCAGGCUGACAUGUGACACACAUGCACUCAGUGAGUGACACACACUGGGAGAGACACGGACAGGCCGACCAUCAGCUGCUGUACAGAGAUGGAGAUGUCGACAGCCGGUCCAGGGAUGUUGAGUCACCAGCAGCGCUCCAUGAAGAGAAGGCGGUGGGGAGGUCUGAGGCAGCAGUGGAAACUUCUGGGCCUGUUUGAGAUUGACCAACAGCAUGAGUUCUACAGCCUGACCUGCAUGAUGAAGGAGGGAUUGGCUGCAGCCAUCCAGAACACCAUCGAUGACCCACCCGCAAAUGAACUGACAGAUGAAGAUUUCAGGUUGGAGGUCACUCAGAUCCAUAAGGACUUCACAAUGGAGACGUUUGCAGGGCCUGUGUUUGCCACGCUGCGUGGAUCUUUAGGAAUGACUGAGCAGGAGUAUCAGCAGUCACUCUGCUCUGAAAAUUGCUACCUCCAGUUCAUCAGCAACUCCAAGAGCAAAGCAGACUUCUUCCUCACGAAUGAUAAACGCUUCUUCUUAAAGACUCAGAACAAAAGGGAAAUUAAGUUCCUUCUGGGCAACCUGAAGAUCUACAUGGAGCACCUGAGGAAAUACCCACAUUCACUGCUGGUCAAGUUUUUAGGUGUUCACAGGAUCCAAAUCCCACAAAGACGAAAGAAGUUCUUCAUUGUCAUGCAAAGUGUGUUUUAUCCAGAUGAUCGCAUCAAUGCCAGGUAUGACAUUAAGGGCUGUGAGGUGAGUCGCUGGACAGAGCCUGCACCAGAGGGAAGCCACAUCAUCGUGGUUCUCAAAGACCUCAACUUCGAGGGCCAGUUCAUCACUCUGGACCAGCAGCGUUCCUGGCUCCUGCGACAGGUGGAAAUUGACACACACUUCCUUCGCCAGCUCAACGUGUUGGACUACAGCCUUCUCCUGGCUCAUCAGCCCCUACACCAUGACGAGCGCCACCAGGGCCUCUCCUUUGCUACGCUCAUCGUAAGAGCAAAAAAGUCUGUGAAUCCAGGCUCCAGUCCAAUCCAUAUGAAUGCAGCCACAGUUCCCGGAGCAGUCGUGGACGAGGACCCUGCCCUAUCCUUAUCUGAAACAGACAGCGGCUUAAAGACACCACACUCUCAAGCUGCAUCAAGGAGCAGCUCUCCUCGAACAUGUGCAAAGGAUGCUGGGCCAGCAAGCGCCGAGGCUGAGCUGCAAGACUUCCAAGCCCAAAACCGACGUUUGCUGCCAAACUUAAAGAAUCCUCUUCACAUCAUUGAUGGCCCCGAGCAGCGCUACUUUGUCGGCAUCAUUGACAUUUUCACAGUUUACAGUUUUAAGAAGAGGCUGGAGCAUUUGUGGAAGAGGUUGAGGCACCCCGGUCGGUCCUUCUCAACCGUCAGUCCACAGACUUACUGCCUCAGGCUGUGUCAGUGGGUGCAAGACCACACCAAGUAGAGCCUGAACAAGAGGUGGAAACUCAUUUCAACUUCUCACCUGCAAGUCCAAAUAACCAAAGUUCAAACGCAUGGCGUAAAGCACGUUUCCUCUCAAACCUUCUCAUCAUAAGAACUUCAGACAUUAAAUGUGGGCCUCACCUCUGA
Maylandia zebra (zebra mbuna) is the source of this 1579-nucleotide messenger RNA. It is a transcript of the gene pip5kl1, whose product is annotated as phosphatidylinositol-4-phosphate 5-kinase-like 1. The record is from RefSeq and is a predicted model, not a curated record. NCBI's taxonomy places the organism in Eukaryota, Metazoa, Chordata, Actinopteri, Cichliformes, Cichlidae. Gene Ontology annotation, molecular function: 1-phosphatidylinositol-4-phosphate 5-kinase activity. Gene Ontology annotation, biological process: phosphatidylinositol phosphate biosynthetic process. Gene Ontology annotation, cellular component: plasma membrane.